AUGGACUCAAAUCACGAGGACGUCUCGCAACUACGAGGCCCUGCAAAGCAAAACCCGAACGAGGAUCUUCUUGGGGACAGAGCGAGCGAGCCUGACGAGGGUGAAGAAGGGAUAGUCGAGGAGCCCAAAGGCGUUCAGCUCUUUGACUUUGACGCAUACGGGAGAAGAGUUGGAAAGCAGAAAUAUCAAGCCACGUUUGGGAGCUCGACUGAAAGCAGCAGCAGUGAAAGCAGUAGUAGUUCAGAAAGCAGCAGCACAACGAGUAGCAGCAGCAGUGAGAGCUCGGGAACUUUUGAAUUUGACGAUGAAGACUUUGACGAAAUUGACCGACUUCGACGGGACCGCCGAUCGAAGGCGCUUGAUCCCAUGGAUCGGCGACGAAUGUGGGAGUCAUCGUUUUUCAUAAACUCCUUUAUGAACCUCGAAACGAAGGACCAGUACUUCUUUUACUCAAUUACUUUUGGCCACGUUAACAGAAAGAGAGUUAUUCGUGGCUCGCUACGCCGCCGUUUUCUGUACACUCCAGGCUAUAGAUUGGGUCCGGGAGAAUACCGCCCUCUUGCUGCGCCGCUGGUGGUCUGGCCGCUGAAAGUCUUUUUGCUUCCGUAUAACCAGCUUCACAAUUUUUGCAUUACAGUAGAGCAGUGGAAAAUUAGUGACUUCUCAUUCAACAGCCUGUACGCAUCUGCACGCCUUACCCUGAAGGAAAUAAUUGACAUGGAGCCGGAGUUUCAGCUUCUUCUGAAGCGCAGACUCCCGGGCAGUAAACGUAGCUAUGAAGUGCACAAGAUGAGAGUAUCUCUACAGCUAAAUGAAGUCUUUGACGUCGACAUGGUGUUUGACAGCUGGUGGUUCCUACCGGACAAGAAAAUGCCGCUCAAGCUUCAGCGCCACGCAAAAGCUCUGUCUCUCAACGUUCCUAUUCAAGGAAGAUCUCUACGACGUGCCGUAUCCAGAACUCACACAAGCACGAGCAAUUAUUGGUCCUACGCUGGAUUCUUCUCUUUUCGCGGCACACUACCAUCUUUGAGCAAUCAAUACAUUGUCGUGACAGUGGCGUGCCAGUUUGAACACCAGUGGUACAGGCCACCACUACAGCUCGGGGUUUGCAUUAUGUCACUGAAGUCCGUUACGACGUAUCCACUUUUUAGAGGUGUCGUCAAGAAGCUAACGACGAAUCCCAAAAAAUUUCAACAAGGCGAAAUAAUUGGAAAUAUAAGAUGUUUCGUUCGGUCUGUCGGGGUUUUGGGCUAUGAGAACGUACCUUUUCGACCAAUGCAGACAGUGGCAGGUACCGCUCUUGUUACUCAACUAAACUUGAAGGAACAGUAUCUUGUUGUGAGUUCCAACCCGAUGGUAAAGGUGAAAUGGGAUGGAAUGGUUAAUGAGGGGGCGAGGAGAGAAAACACGCUCCGCCCAGUGUUCAACCAAAGCUUUUACUUUCCAGUGAGACUCUUAGAUCCGCGGGAACGAACGAGUCCUCUUUUUCGGAAGUAUACACUGCCUUUAGAUUUGUUCGCGAAGGGCCAGUUGUCCUUCGAGGUCUGGGAUUCAGACGACACAACGUCUGACUUUCUUGGAGGGGCGGACAUAAGUCUUCAUCUUCUUUGGAAAGAAGGCCAGCGCGACACAAGGAGCCUUGCUGUGGGAGUUGAAGAAAGUGACGAAAAGACUCGGUUACCUGACGGCAGGCCGGCUGAGUUUGCAAAUAGGGACGCUUCUGACUAUUCAGGAUUUGGCGAGACUGUAUUGCCAGAAGAUGACAGAGUUGUGGUGCCCCCUUAUGAGUGGCCGUACGAAACUUUAGUGCUGAAGAGAGUGCUUGAGCUCAAAGGAUCUACUUUGCCUCAAGUCAGUGGCGAGAAAAGUCUGCUAUGGUGUGAAGUGUUCUUCAUUCCACCGAUGCCUGAAGAUGUUGACAUGCCUCCACAGCCCAUCGUGAAAAACUCAAACGACAUCUGGAUGCAGGUAGAGCGCCGGUGGAAUAAAGAUUUCAGACGGUGGCAAAAAAUGUAUUUGCAGUGGUUUCCCGAGGCUCCGAAAGAGAGACGGUUUGUCAGCGUUGCGGAACAUGCCCAGAGCCGCUUGAUAUUCCCACUGCCGUCAUUUGUGGUGCCAAUUGCCGUGCCAGCACAGCUGGCUGUGGAAGGAGAGCUGUUGCAUUGGCUGAGCAACAUCUCGUACCUGUUUUCACCGAAGCAGCUGCGCGAAGGCGAGUUCCAGAGGUGGCAGAGUCCUGCCUCUCUUCUCACUACCCGAAGGGGCGGCGUGAAUGACCACGCCGUCCUACUGUGCAGCUGCCUUCUCGGUCUGGACUAUGACGCAUACGUUUGCAAAGGCACCAUCGAUGGAUAUGCUACUGAUCAUGCAUGGGUCAUGACUCGUCAUGCUGGUGGAUGGAUAGUGUUUUGGGAGCCAACGAAUCGUAAACGCUACUGCCUCCCAUACAGGUGGGGUUAUCCAUCGAAAGGACCGCCGGAGAACUUUCAGCCGAAGGAACCACUAGAAGAUGCUGCUGAAAAGUAUUGGGAAGGGACAUAUCUGGAAGAAUGGUUCUCGUGGAUUGAGUCCCAAGCAGCAGCUGCUGCUGAUGCGGCCCGCUUGGCGGCAGAGGGUGCAACAGUCCCAGACUCUGAAAUUUGGGGAGAAGAUGUAGCGCCAGAUGAAAGGCUAGACCCAGAUGCGGUCAUGCUGGAGGAAGGUGGCACAUUUACAGAACAAAACAGCCCCGAAAAGUCUAAACGGGUUGUUCCAAAGCUUGAUAAGACUGAGUUGAGAAAAAUGAUGCAGGAACAGCUAGAUAAACUUCCCAUCACUCCUUUUAAGGAUCUGCUGAAACCCGAGUCUACUCUUUCAUAUGUGCCUUAUAGCUCCAUUGAAGUCAUUUUUAACAACUUCCAACUCUGGGGCAAUUUACAAAACCUUCAUCCAGCUUGCAUCACAUAUGAUUUCGAUGAUUUGUGGAAGUGGCGUCCUCUUCUCACGGAACCCGCAGACCCCAUUGAAACAGACAUCAUCAUUGCCACUCCUAUCCGCGAUAAAAAAUGUCAGCUACUCGCUGAAGAUCUAGUGGGAAACGUAGUUGAACACAUUCGUAUGCAGCGCAUCAAGAAUGGAAACGACGUCUCUUUCGAGCAUCGGGAAGAGAUGCUGUCAAAACUCUUAUUUUACUUGGAUCUUCUAGAGUUCAGACUCCACUUGGACGAGGCCCACAAUCCCGGUCCACCCCCAAGCCACCUUGGUUGGUCCAGUUUUCCGGAAGAAAUGGCGGAUGCAACUGCAUCCGUUAAGGCUGACUAUGACUUUUUCGAUGCAGUGCAGGCUCCUAAUAUUCCGAAUUUGGGAGAGGGUGUCGAGCCAGAUCCAGUAAUUCAAGGCGCUUUGCAAAUGAUGGGAGAAGGUUACAGUGACUUCCAGGACUUGUUUGCUGCGAACCCUCCACCGGGAGGCUUUUACGAUCCGUUUACUGUGACAGGCGAGGGAACUUAUGUUGCACCCGAGGAUGCCGCACGAUUGGGAGGUCAACAAGGAGGAUAUUUACAUUUGCAGACACCCAGAGCCCCAUCUGGUCCUCCUGUCUAUGAAGUCCCACUCAAUCCCAUAGAUGCUGCUACGGCGGCUCUUGUAGAUUAUGAAGCAGAACGGCGCCGGGCAGAGCAAGAGGAGGCCAAGCUAGUGAAAGGUUACAUGGUUGGAGGAGGCAACAGCGGGUGGAUAGACAAAGCAAAGAAAACACCUGGGGGAGAGGGCGUGAUUAAUUCAGGUUUUCGUUUCAGCACGACUCCUCAAAAUGCCGCGGGCAUCCCAUCUAGGUCCUCCAGCGUUGCGUCCUUCAACUCAUCCGCAAGAGCUCAGCGUACACAGGAUUUUCUCAAUCAUGGUUGCAACAAAGGUGCAGCGCAUCGCACAGAAACACCUAGGGAGAGCAGGCGGUGCAGGCUGCGGAAGCUGCAGUGCAUGCUGCGGCAAACGGCAGCUGAAGGUUUCCGCCUUUUAUGCGGGGAGAAGAAGCAUCAGCUGACUGGCCAGGCAGAGGCAGAAAUGAGGUCUUUCUUUUCUGGUGCCACAGCAGCGGCUGCUGCGGCAGCGAGCGGCAAGGGCUGCAACACAGACGCUCUGCGAGCUCCAGUAACGAAUAAUACCUCAGUUGACGCGAGUGCGGGAAUCGCGGCCAGUGGAGGGGUGUCGGUAGAACAUGCAGCGGGUCAAGACACCUCUACACACUUGUUGCGUAGUCUUGCACAAGGUUGUCAAAUUCUCGCUCAGGAGCUUGACCAGCAUAUUCGAAGAUCAGGACUACAGCCUUUUCUUUUCGGGAAGACCUUUGUCUCUAUGUGGAUGAAGCGCCGCGCGGGUGUGCCCUGGAGGCGUACGGCGACUUCAAUGAAGCAAAAAGAGAGACGGAAAAAGCGACAGUACGAAUUCGUAAAGCCGCCGACCGGAAAACUGCAUUUUGCCCACGCUGUUGUGGGUGGAAAAACGAGCCGCUUUGCUGGUGCUGCAGGCGGAGAAGCGGAUGAGCCAAAGCAUGCGCAUCUGCUUCUCAAGGAGGAGUUGAGACGCAAAGUGUAUGAACAGAUGGAGGCCCGUGCUGCUACGGUGCAAGCGCAGCAAGUCAAUGAGGAAGCCAGUGCUAUGUGGGUACCUACAGAUGGUGGAGGGACAGUCACACAGAUGCGUGUAUUCAAGAAGGGCUUUGACAGUGAGCCUCCAUCCAGCCAUGGAUCUUACCAGACAGCUUCAGAAUGCGAGUCUUCCGACUCAGUGCCAACAGAGGCUUAUGUUUCUCCAAGUAGCAGCGCCAGAAGCAGCAGCAGAGGCAGCAACAGCAGCAGAUUAAGCAGUGAAAGGGCAAGCGUGGAAGAAUUCAUGAACGACGUGACGUCAGAUGAGUCAGCGGCUCCGCUUGGCAGGUACGGCAGCACAACAACGUUUGAAACGCUCUGUGGCAAGGAGAACACCCCAUCAGAUGCCUCUUCGGAGCGAAAGCGAAGCAAUCACACAUCAGCGUCUCGAAACAUCAACGAACUGAGGGAAAGACGCAUCAAAGGGGCUAAAUUCCAGUGGCUUGCUGGGUAUUCCGCAGAGGAACAGGAAAGAGAGGCAACAGUGAUGCGUCAGCAGCAGAAGUCUCACGUUGCACUGGCGAUAAAUUCUGGCAAAAGGCAGCCCUUGCAACAGCAAGUAGAGGCAGGUGGGCGGUUACAUCAGUUGGAAGGAAAACCUCUGGUCCGUUCAACGUUACCAGUGCAACGUAGAGGACAGAGGAAAAGUGAAGGAGGUUCGGUGGAAAGCGUGGACUUGGAGGCGCUCCGAGCUCAAUCCUUCACAAGCGAGAGGGGCACGUUAGAUUCCUUGCCGGAAAGCGAUUUGUGCGAGCCGCUCCCUUCCAGCCAUCAGGAUAGACAAAAAGCUUUUGGCGUUUCUUCGGUCAGUACUCUGAAGAGGCGGGUUUUGCGCAACCGGGAUAAUUGCGUCAGUAGAAGGGCCUCCAGUAGCUGUGAGUCUAUUACGGCACUUGCUGAAUCUUCUGUUCCAGCAACAAAGUCAGCACCUCCAGACUACAUCGAAAUGCUCUCUAAAGCAUCGGAAGAGAGAGUUACCGCUUUGGCUGAGGCAACAUCCAGUGCGGAACGACGUGAAGCUGAACCGCAGGUAGCAUGCAUGGAUAAUGAGACGAAAACAUGCCAUUAUAUGGCUGAAGGGGGAUCAUGGACCGGCGUAUCUAUACGUAUGAAGGAAGCGUAUGCGUCAUGCUUGCAUAAAGCAAGGAGGUCGUUUCUGCCGGGAAAUUUUCAUUCGGCGACAACGUCUGCCGUCGCAUCAGGGAGAACGGAGAACCCACCAGCGGGAACUUCGUCGCUUAGGAAUGGCGCAUCAGCAGUCUCACCUCCGGCCAUUCCAGUUAAUCGAAUUCCAUCUCAAAACCUAGUUAAGGAGGGACAUUGUGUAAGAGAAUCUGCGACUAGGGUUGGUAAACGUAGAGAGAAGGCGGUCAAGUUUGAGACAGAUGAAGAGCACGGAAUGAUGCUUGAUAUUGACUACGACCAAGUCCAACGGAACUGGAAUUCAUCCGAAAAUACUGUCUCUGGGCCUCCUCCAGCUCCAGAGGGAAUGAUAUACAACCCGCUCACGGGGGUCAAUGAGUACAGCUACGCGGUUACAACUACUGGAGGACAACCUUACGGGAAUAUGGCACUAGGAGCCACGCAGCAGACAAGCCCCGUUGGUGGUGUCCCGCUAAAUCAAGGUAGAAUUGCAGGUGGCCGGCGGCAAGGCGCAUUUCGCGUUAAUCCGACCACAGGGGAAAGGGAAUACGUCGAUGGCGGAGGGAUGGAUCGCAUUAGGCAAUUUGGUGCUACAGACUUUAUGGAUCCUGGGGCUUCCUCCCGUCCUAACACGAAAGCAGAUGGUCUACCUCAGGGGUUUGAUAUGAAAUACGCGAAGCAGAAAUACGAGGCGGGCACACUCGCAGGGAAGGAUCCUGUAAUGCGGGGUGGCGAGAGACAGGUGGAGGCAAUGCAGCUUGAACGCGAGACGAAGCUUUUAGAUAUGGAUCCGUACGGAGAGCUUCUUGAGCCACCAAAGUCGCCCGAAAAGGAAUACACUAGCUUUGACGGGGGUGUUGACCUUGUCAAAAUGGGUUUGGCUUCACCAGGACAGACGCGUACAACAUUAAAGAAGAAAGGGAAAGAAUCGGCGGAUGAACAGGAAGCUGUAGAGGGGAGUGCAGAUUUUGCAGAGGCGAGUUUCUGUCAUUGA
Molecule: messenger RNA, 6762 nt
Organism: Eimeria necatrix
Lineage: Eukaryota; Apicomplexa; Conoidasida; Eucoccidiorida; Eimeriidae
Product: C2 domain-containing protein, putative
Exons: 29
Coding region: 1-6762 (2253 amino acids)
Source: RefSeq, a predicted model, not a curated record